AUGGACCAGGCUGCGAUCAAGAUGUGCGAUAAUUGCGAAGGAUGUCGUCUUGUACACACCGCGGACCCUCCAGAACCAAUGACGAGAAGAUCCAUGCCCGAGAAGCCGUGGGUUGACCUUGCGAUCGAUUUCUUAGGUCCUAUGCCUACGAGUGAAUAUGUGCUUGUCGUAAUCGACUACUAUAGCCGGUACAUGGAACUAGAGGUAAUGUCCAGGAUCACAGCUUGCGAAACGGUACGAAGAUUGAAGAAAAUUUUCAGAACAUGGGGUUAUCCAAGAACAAUAACCCUAGAUAACGCAAAACAAUUUGUCUCAAAGGAGUUUACUGAUUUUUGCACAUCGAUUGGCGUUGUUUUGAACCACACCACGCCGUACUGGCCACAAGCAAACGGUGAGGUCGAACGUCAAAACAGGUCACUGUUAAAACGGUUAAAGAUCUCGAAUGCUUUAUACGGGGAUUGGAAAGUCGAGUUGGACGAUUAUUUGAUCCUGUACAAUAACUCACCUCAUUCAGUCACUGGUAUGGCACCAAGUGAGCUGCUUCAAAAUAGAAAAGUUCGCUUCAAGUUUCCGCAGAUCGAUGACCUUGGUACAACCCCGCCACAUUCGGAUUUCAGGGAUAGAGAUAUACAAAAGAAAUUUGAAGGAAAAGAGCGAGAAGAUGAGAAGCGUAGAGCAAGACCAAGUAACAUUCAGACAGGUGACACAGUUUUAAUGAAAAAUUUAUUGACUCAAGAUAAGCUGACAACUGAUUAUGGCAAAGAGGAGUAUGUAGUUGUCAAAAGAAAUGGACCAAGUGUAACCGUUAAAUCAAGCGAAACUGACAAGUGUUUCGAUCGACAUACGUCUCACCUACGGAAGGUGUCGGGUCCAGAUGAGGUACAGUUUGAGCCGGGGGACACACCGUCAAUACAAGAAGCGACUGAACACAUUGCACUGCGAAGAUCAUCACGUGCUCCGAAGCCUUCAAAACGUUUCAGCCCAUGA
Messenger RNA from Topomyia yanbarensis, 987 nucleotides. RefSeq lists its product as uncharacterized. The transcript has a single exon. Bases 1 to 987 code for a protein of 328 amino acids. NCBI's taxonomy places the organism in Eukaryota, Metazoa, Arthropoda, Insecta, Diptera, Culicidae. The record is from RefSeq and is a predicted model, not a curated record. Gene Ontology annotation, biological process: DNA integration. Gene Ontology annotation, molecular function: nucleic acid binding.